UGCUCGAGUGUCACAUGCCAAACUUCAGCCUGCCGAGAAACUUUCAACGGAUCUGAUCAAAGCCGGCAACUUGAUCAGUUUGUGUUAAAACCACAGCUAUGUGGCUGUUUGUAGCUUUAAUUAGUUAAUUUAAUGAACUAAACUUUUGGAUUUCUGUAAAGAUUUGAUCUGUUAAUGUAAAUAGUUUGUAUCUUUGUAAAGAUAAGGUACCAUAUAUGUAUAUACACACAAAUUAAUCCUAACUUAAGUAAGAUUAUUUAUCAAGGGUAAAGUUUAUGACUAGUCAUGUUUUGCUUUUAACAAGAAUGAUUAAUUAAAGACACUAGAAGGAUGUUCUAAUGAGUGGAACAGAUCAUUGGUGCUACAUUUAAACAAGCUUUCUUGAUUGAUCAGCUGAUUUAGAGAAGUCUGAUCUGAUCUGAUCUAAUCUGCAUGUUGAAUUCGACACUGAAUUGGACAUCAUGGGAGAGCAGAGAAACUGGGACGGAGAGGCGGACGAGAACUGUUUCUCCAACAGCGAAACGCAGAAGGAAAGCCAGGUGCAGGUUUUUUCGGAGCCCAGUGCCAGUGCCAGGCUCCCAGAGUCUCGGGAUCAGAUGGAGACCCACUUGUACAAAAGGAGAUGGCUGAUCGUGAUUUUGUUCAGCUCUUAUUCACUUUGUAAUUCCUAUCAGUGGAUCCAGUACGGCAUCAUCAACAACAUUUUCAUGAAGUUCUACAACGUCGACUCCUUCACCAUAGAUUGGAUGUCCAUGAUUUACAUGCUCACCUACAUCCCGCUCAUCUUCCCCGUCACGUGGCUCCUGGAGAAGAAGGGGCUCCGCGUGGUGGCGCUCGCGGCCACGGCCCUCAACUGCGCCGGCACGUGGAUCAAAGUGGCCAGUGCCAGGCCCGACCUUUUUCCUGUCACCUUUCUGGGUCAGGUGACCUGCUCCGUGGCUCAGGUGUUCAUCCUCGGGAUGCCCUCGCGCAUCGCUUCGGUGUGGUUCGGGUCCAAUGAGGUUUCCACCGCAUGCUCUAUCGGGGUUUUUGGAAAUCAGCUCGGCAUCGCCAUUGGAUUUUUGGUUCCGCCAAUCCUGGUUCCAAAUGUGGAGGACAUGGACGAGCUGGCCAAUCACAUUCAAGUGAUGUUCUACAUCACAGCAGGCGUGGCCACAUUCCUCUUCAUCCUGGUGAUCAUGGUGUUUCAGGAGAGACCCGCUCUUCCUCCGUCUCAGUCUCAGGCUUCAGCUCGUCUCAUCCCCACAGAGAGCUAUUCAUACUUGUCCUCUAUCCUCCGGCUCCUCCGCAACACGCCCUUCAUCCUGCUCAUCAUCAGCUAUGGAUUGAACGUCGGCUGUUUUUAUGCCGUGGGUACGCUGCUCAACCAGAUGAUCAUCAAACACUACCCGGGUGAAGAGGUGAAUGCUGGGAGAAUCGGACUCACCAUCAUCAUCGCCGGUAUGGUCAGCUCACUCAUCUGCGGGAUCUGGCUGGACAGAACCAAAAUGUACAAACAGACUACGUUGGCGGUGUACACGAUGUCUCUGGUUGGUUUGGCCGUUUACUCCUUCACGCUGGAUCUCGGUCACCUCUGGGUCGUCUUCAUCACCGCUGGAGCUCUCGGAUUCUUCAUGACAGGAUAUCUACCUCUGGGUUUUGAGUUUGCAGUUGAGCUCACGUAUCCCGAAUCUGAGGGGACGUCUUCUGGCCUGCUCAACUGCUCAGCUCAGGUGUUUGGGAUUAUUUUCACCAUCUGUCAGGGGAAGAUCAUCAACACUUUCGGCACGCUGGCAGGAAAUCUGUUCCUGUGUGCGUUCCUGAUCACCGGGACUGUUCUAACUGGGUUUAUUAAGUCUGAGCUCCGCAGGCAGAGGGCGAAUCAGUUAGCCAAGACGCCCGCUGCAGUCGUUCUGGAUUACGGUGCCACGACCCUGAUUAAUCACUGACCAAUCAAUCACCUCUCAGCACACGCAAGCACAGGAAACGUCAGAUGGAUCACAUGCGAAUUCUACUGCUGUUGGACCUGCUACAAGAAUGUAAACGCGCGCGUGCACACACACACUUUAAUGUUAAUUUGUGUGUUCACGCAAUACAUGUAUUUAUUAUCUAAAUUAUCAUGUUUAUAUAGUCGGGUUCAAAAGUCUGAGUCUACUGUGGGCGUGUCCCAAACCACACCUCCAUUCUCUAUACAGUCCACAUAAAUAACAUCUUUAAUUCACUAUGGGUGUGCCCCAAACCACAUCCCCAUUCUCUAUACAGUCCACAUAAACAUCUUUAAUUCACUAUGGGUGUGCCCCAAACCACAUCCCCAUUCUCUAUACAGUCCACAUAAACAUCUUUAAUUCACCAUGGGCGUGUCCAAAACCACACCUCCAUUCUCUAUACAGUCCACAUAAAUAACAUCUUUAACUCACUAUGGGCGUGUCCCAAACCACAUCCCCAUUCUCUAUACAGUCCACAUAACAUCUUUAACUCACUAUGGGCGUGGCCCAAACCACACCUCCAUUCUCUAUACAGUCCACAUAACAUCUUUAACUCACUAUGGGCAUGUCCCAAACCACAUCCCCAUUCUCUAUACAGUCCACAUAACAUCUUUAACUCACUAUGGGCGUGUCCCAAACCACAUCCCCAUUCUCUAUACAGUCCACAUAAACAUCUUUAACUCACUAUGGGCAUGUCCCAAACCACAUCCCCAUUAUACAGUCCACAUAAACAUCUUUAAUUCACUAUGGCUGUGUCCCAAACCACAUCCCCAUUCUCUAUAUAGUCCACAUAAACAUCUUUAAUUCACUAUGGGCGUGUCUCAAACCACAUCCCCAUUCUCUAUAUCAGUGGUUCUCAAACUGGGGGCCGCCAGAUAGCGCCGGGGGGGCGAAUAGAAAUUCUAGGACAAUUAAUUUUCUUAAUGUAUGUCAGGAUUGUCAACCUUUGAACUAUGAUUUACAUAAAAAUGAGAAAUAUUUAUAAAUGAAAUCAAUUAUACACAGCACACUAAGACACACAGCAAACAGAGACAUCCGUCGAUACACUAGUGUACUGUUAGCCACACGCUGAUAAAACCGAAGACUAUUUAAAAUGGAUAAGAUUUUAGAUAGAGGACGUAGUCUCUUAACUGAGAAAGUUAAUACAGGAGAGCCUAGCGUGAAAAAAAACAAACUGCCAAAAUUUGACGACUCUAGGCGGCCACAAAGGGAUGCACCCUACGUACACAAGGGGGGCCUCAUGCUGAGAAAGUUUGGGAUAUAGACCACAUUAACACCUAUAUAGACCACAUUAACACCAUCAUCAAUCCACUGUGGGCGUGUCCCAAACCACACUAUACACUAUUUAGUCCAUAUAAAAAGCAUUUUUACACCACAGUUUCUCAGACUUUUGGAUGUGAGAAAUUGUAACUUUGCACUGUUUUUUCAUGUGCAUCUCAUUAUUGUGUGUUUUUUUUUUUAAGAUAAAAUCUAACACAAGUGAAAGAAAAGAGUUUAAAAACAGUUCAAGUGGACUUGUUAUGCUGCGUGUCCACGUGAGGAGUCUGCAAAAGACAAGCUUUUAAAUCAUAUAUGUAUAUAAAAUGUAAUAAUUUACACAUUUUGAGAUUCUUUUAACAGCUCGGUGAGCGAGACGUCCGGGUGCGUUAAACCCAAAAUAAACUUUUAACCAAAUUACUGUUAGUUCAACAGUAGUUUGUCAGUUAGGUUUUUAUUAAUGUUACAAACGGCAUCUCAGUGACUGUGAAAUCUCUCAAAAUCCAAACCAGAACCAACGUGAACUGUCCUCCAGCUGGAGUUCCGAGCUUCUGUCUGGUUCUGCCUUCACAGUCGAGCCAAAAAGUUCUUUAAAACUGAGAUGUUAGUAUUGAGUAUUGAAAUAUUAACCUACGAAAACGAUUACUAACGAUAUUUAAAUAACCACGCCCACAAGCAGUGAUUUUAUCACAACGUUUCUUAAAAAAUCUUGUCACGUGUUUCACAGGAUAUAAAACCACUUAUUUUAAUGUUUAUGAGAUUAUUACUGGAAUGAGUCAGUAUUAAUUAUAUUCCGGCAUUUUUAUGUGACUUUGCUGGUACAGAAGCAAAGAUAAACUGGAAUUCUUGGGUUUAGAAGCCAUAAUUAUCGAUAUGUAGAUGUGAUUUAAUGUUCAUGUCUAUUAUAUUAAGUUUUACAGCAAUUUUAGAAACGACAACUGGAGCUUCAGGUUGAAUUUUAACUUUGAAUUGUGUUUUUAUCACGCCCUCAUCGACUCCCCGCUUAUCCUCAACUGCCAUCUUAAUGACUGUUCCAUUAGAUUAUCUGCUCGAUUUACUGGGAAGCUCCAGAAAUAUUGGCACUCUGUUUAUUUAUAAUAAAAAUUUAUUUAAAAAAAAUUUUAAAAACGUGCAUCACUAUAUUCCUAAACAUUCAAGGAACCUUAAAAAAAAAAAAAAAAAAAAAGGAAACUCAAAAUGUGAAUAUGCUUCAGUUUGUUCAUUACAGUCUCUAGGAUUCACAAUAUAAUUUUAAGACAAAUUUUCUUACAAUAAAUGUGAAUUAGUUAAAGUAUAUUUAUCUCAUAUUUUCAGAAUGAUAUUAAGCUUUAAAAAACAACAAAUUAACACCUGACCUUUAAAAAUGUCAUGUUUUUGUUUUGUGGUCAAGCUCGAGUGUGACUUCACUGUAGUCAUCAAGGGCACAUAUCCAAAUAUGACUCGUUUUUAACUUUUUAACUUGUUUUUUGAUAUGAAUUGAUAUGAAUCAGUUUGAACUGAAAUAUUUUAAUAUAUGAGCUGAUCAACUAAUAUCAGUCUUUAUAACUGUAAAAACAUCAUCAGUUGCCAAAACUCUGAGUGUCUUCAGGACCGGUUUUAUUUAAUCACGUAUUUCAUCUGAUAUUUAAUGUAAACUCACUAAAGUAAGUCCCAAACGGUGCGUUCUGAUUGGCUGAGAGCCGUAGGAGUCGAACAGGUUUUAGUAAACUCUGUGUUGGCGUCUGAAUUUUAAAAGAUUUGGAUAUUAAUUAGAAUUUCGUACAGCGAUUUCUCACACAGUUGAAGGAUUCGUGAUGAAAUAAAAGCAGCUCUUCAUCGCGCACUCAUUUUGUGUAUCUCGGGCAUUCAGGUCCUUUUUUUAUGUUACUGAAAUCUGAACCAUUUUCAAAGUAUUUUCUGUAAAAUGAUUUAAAUAACUGGAUUAAUUGUGAAUGCUUUUGUAACAAACAAACAAACAAACAAAAAAAAAAAAGAUUAUUCUCUGUAACUUUUCUACUUGAAGAUCUACCAUGUGUAAAACAAUUAAGUUUCAGUAUGUGAUUCAAUAAAUAGCUACUUUUAAAGAAAUUAUUUUUUAUUAGAGAAUUUUUUUAAAAUUUGAGCAGAGAAAGAAAACAUUUUUACUGAUAAAAUUUCAUACAGAAUGAAUAAAAUGUUUGUAAAAGUGCA
This is a messenger RNA of Ictalurus punctatus (channel catfish), 5390 nucleotides long. It is a transcript of the gene flvcr2b, whose product is annotated as FLVCR heme transporter 2b. The coding region runs from base 462 to 1928 and encodes 488 amino acids. Gene Ontology annotation, biological process: heme export; transmembrane transport. Lineage: Eukaryota; Metazoa; Chordata; Actinopteri; Siluriformes; Ictaluridae. Gene Ontology annotation, molecular function: heme transmembrane transporter activity; heme binding. Gene Ontology annotation, cellular component: membrane. The record is from RefSeq and is a predicted model, not a curated record. The transcript is spliced from 11 exons.